Messenger RNA from Phoenix dactylifera (date palm), 3649 nucleotides. RefSeq names its product pentatricopeptide repeat-containing protein At1g74630-like. Gene Ontology annotation, biological process: RNA modification. Lineage: Eukaryota; Viridiplantae; Streptophyta; Magnoliopsida; Arecales; Arecaceae. The record is from RefSeq and is a predicted model, not a curated record. Gene Ontology annotation, molecular function: RNA binding; protein binding.
GCAACAAGCAGAAAAUUCAUGUGUCUCUUUGUAUAAUUGGCUGCUGCUAUUGUUAUUCUCAACCGAGCUAUGCGUCCACAGAAUGCUUCCCCAACUUUCUCCUUGAAACAACAUUCUUUGUUGGUGCAAUCAUUUUUUGUACUCGCUCUAAACAUUUUGGUCCCCUAUCUUCUUUUUCCUCGUGCUUAAUCACCCCUUUAUUGAAUAAUUUCCUUCCCUACUGUUUAUUAGAUCAUCUUUUCUAAUGUGGUGGAUUCAAGCACACAAAAAAUUGUCCAGGUGGAUCAAAACUGAGUUACUUUUGCAAAUAUGUGUAUCAUGAGAGUCUCAGAUUAGCAUAAGAGCCUUACUUUCAUAACUGUAUACAGGACACCUAUAUUUGCGCUAUAAUUUCUCUGUUUUAACAGCUGUUAGUCCAUGCUCUUAAAUUUGCCUUCAAAAAUGCUUUGCAGGUGGUGUUUAUUUUUUUAAGAUGCCUUGUCCAAGUCAAAAUAAUCCGAAUGCUUGUCAUGCUUCUACACUAUACAAUAUAUAGUGGAAUGUACAAUGUUAUGUAAUAUUUUUUAUUAUUAUUUUAUUAUAUUAAAAAUAUUUUUUGAUAUAAUUAUUAAAUAAAUAUAUAAGUUCUGUAGUAACUUAAAAAUAUAAUUAUUAAACAACAAUAAUAUUUUGUUGAAAGCUUUACUAGCAAAAAUUUUAUUUUUAAAAAUUUUACUAUCAACAGCAAUCUCAAAUAGAGCUUAUAUCAUCCCUCACCAAAUACGUGCAUCAAAUGUAUUAGUAAAUCAAAUCUGAACUAAAUUAUCAAAAAAUGAACUAAAUUAUCAAAAGGGAAAACUAAAUUUGAACUAAAUUAUCAAGGCUUGUGGGGGAACUACGAACACUGCUGGCAUGGUGGAGUCCAAGCAAAGCCGGGAGUGUAAUGAGCGCAGGCGGGGACAUCCACCACCAGAAUGCCGCCAUCUCAGCCACACUCCUCUCCCUCUCCGACGCCAUCACCUGCAUGCCCCGCCUGAAGCGCAUCCACGCCCGCCUCAUCCGCCACCUCCACCACCUCCCCACCGCCACCACCCAUCUCAUCCUCGCCAAACUCCUCCUAUUCGCCGCUAUCUCCCCCUCCGGCAAUCUCCGCUACGCUUCCCUUCUCUUCUCCAACCACCUCCGCCACCUCACCGCCGGCGCCUUCUUCUACAACACCCUUAUCCGCGGCUACGCCAACUCCCGCUCCCCCUCCCUCUCCCUCUCCCUCUUCAUCUCCAUGCGCCGCCUCUCCGUCCCCCCCGACCCCUUCUCCUUCACCUUCCUCCUCAAAGGCCGCGCCCGCUGCCGCUCCUCCUCCUCCGCCGCCGCCGCCGCCGAUGAAAUCCACGGUCAGGCGCUCAAAUUUGGGUGCCUGGGCUCCCACCCGGCCCACGUCCACGUCCACAACGCCCUCAUCCACCUCUACGCCUCCCGCGCCGCCCCUGACGCGUCCCGCCAGGUCUUCGACGAAAUGCCCUCCCCGGACGUCGUCUCCUGGUCCGGCCUGCUAACCGCCUACCUCCGGGCGCGCGACUCCGACGCGGCGCGGCGCGUGUUCGACGCGAUGCCGCGCCGCGACGUGGUCUCCUGGACGGCCAUGAUCUCCGGGUACGCGCAGGCGCGGCGGCCCCGAGGCGCGCUGGAGCUCUUCCGGGCGAUGCCCGUGGCUCCCGACGAGGUGACCAUGAUUAGCGUGAUCUCGGCUUGCGCGGCCCUCGGGGACCUGGAGGCCGGCGAGCGCGUCCACUGCUACAUCGAGGAGCGCGGGUUCGGGUGGAUGGUCUCCCUCCGGAACGCCCUCGUCGACAUGUACUCCAAGUGCGGCUGCCUCCACAAGGCACGCCAUCUAUUCGACGAAACGAGUACGAAGAGCCUGAUCUCCUGGAAUUCCAUGAUCUCGGCCUACUCUGCCCACGGGGACGCCGACAGUGCCACCGCACUGUUCAACCAAAUGGUGGAGUGUGGUGAGGGAGUGAGACCCGACAGCGUGACGGUCCUGUCAGUGCUGAGUGCAUGCGCUCACAAGGGCUGGGUGGAGGAGGGGCGCAGGGUGUUCGAGGCGCUGAGACAGGGGGAUUACGCCGGGGUGGAGGCCGGGGUGGAGCACUACGGAUGCAUGGUGGACUUGCUGGGCCGGGCAGGGCUGCUGGAGGAGGCAUAUCGCCUGAUCGAAAGCAUGCCAAUUCCGAGCAACGACAUGGUCUGGGGAGCAUUGCUGGGUGCCUGCAGGAUCCAUGGGGAUGUGGAGAUGGGGGAACGGGCCGUGGAGAAGCUGAUGGAGCUGAAGCCGAAUGAAGGUGGAUACUACAUUCUUCUUAGCAGCAUUUAUGCAGCUGCUGGUCGACCGGUAGAGGCUGCGGAGAUUCGGCACACCAUGAAGGAGAAGGGGGCCAGGAAGACACCUGGCUGCAGCAGCUGGGCAGGAGCGUAGCCACUGCCAUGAGCUGUUGAAAAGCUGUCUUCUUCUCCACUGGCAAUUUUUUUGCAGUGUGGCCGCAGUUGCAAAACUCACCAGAGCUGACCAAUUAGGCAGGAAGCCACAAAGCUCAUGAAAACCAUGCCUAUGGAUUGUUGAUCGCAGAAGAAAAUGGAGGGGAUGGCAGAAUUGAUGCCUGUAAAUGGAGUCUCCUAUGAAUCUUUGAAGAAAGAAUCAGCCUUUUAAGGGCAUCACAGGUUGGUCGAUAGACUUGCAGCAGCGCUUAAGUCGAAUCAUGGGGCAUUGCAUAGGUUGCUGCUGGAUGCCAGGAAGUAGUAAGGCCUUUACAUAUUGAAUCCAUGGGAAUUUUUAUAGGUUUAGUUUGGUGCACAAAGCGCUUCAGAAUCCAUCAAACUUGUCUGCCACCAAGAAAGCCAUCCAGUUAGCGGCACCAUUCGUCUCCCUAUAGAUAUGUCUGAUCCCAAAAGAGAUGCAACCUCUUGCUAAGCUCCAGAUCUCUUGAAGCAGGGGAUGGAUCCGAAUCUCCCUCGCCCACUCUUGUAGCCAACUAACAACUGUAGCCGAAUCGCCUUCCAACUAAAUGGCGUCAACUUUCAAAACACAACAGCUUAGCAUGCUGCUCUCACCUUCACUCUAGAAACCGAGAUGUUGAAGAUCAGACUCUCAACUGCUGCUUUCACUUUGGAGUUCGAGCUUUUGAUUACAAAGCCCGCACUACCCCUUCUACCACUAUUCAACAUAUACCUAUUAAAGUUGACCUCGAGGAAGCUCAUCCCAGAUGAUGAACACCAAUUGAGACGCUACAAGAGCAGAGAAGAAGUCUCAUGUGCCAAAGCUAUCAUAGGCUCACCAAGAUGAGUAGCCUGGAUGUUCUCAUCAGCAUGCAGUCUAGCCCUCUCCAGAACAAUUCUCGACGAUAGACUCCUCUCCCCAAAUAUUUAGGUGUUCCUAGCAAUCAGGCAACGUAUGCAGCCCAGAUCGCCACAGGAUGUACGUAUUUAUAUAUUUGUGUGUAUAUGUAACUUUGAAAACUUAAUCUCUCUUUUCCUCACUUUAAAUUAGUCUGCUAUGGAUUCUUGAAACAAGUAGGGCUUGCGCUUAUGGAAUUACUUCUUGGUGGAUUAUCGGCUUGCUGAGCCAUGCAUGGUAUGGCACAAGAGAAAGCUGAGUUCGAUUGGAACUUCUUCUCAA